Messenger RNA from Theileria equi strain WA, 1671 nucleotides. Its product is annotated as kelch repeat domain containing protein. The transcript has 3 exons. The record is from RefSeq and is a predicted model, not a curated record. Gene Ontology annotation, molecular function: protein binding. Gene Ontology annotation, biological process: protein homooligomerization. The coding region runs from base 1 to 1671 and encodes 556 amino acids. Lineage: Eukaryota; Apicomplexa; Aconoidasida; Piroplasmida; Theileriidae.
AUGUUAAAUCAAGGAGAUAGUAAAGGUCGUCUGGAUCUGGCCAAUAGAGCUGACUUGCCGAUAUCGUCUGACCUGGUCCCGGUAAAGCUUUCGACAACUAGUACCACACCUGAGACAAUUAAUGUGGAUGAGUUUGAUGUUAUGGUAAAUGACUUGCGGAGCAUCUUUUUGUGUUGGUUGAAAAAGACACAGAAUGGACUUAAGGCGCAAAGAGACUCUAUCAAUAGAGAAACGGAAGAACUGCAAAAGGAAAAGGAGGCCUUUGUACAAAGAAUGAAACAGGAACGUGCGAUUGAAGCCGAAAAAUUGGCAGAGGAUCGCCGCAGACAAAAUGCUGAAAUCGCAUCCCAGCUCAAGCAAGUGCAGAUUGAACGCGAAGAUUCUCGUAGACGCAUAGAAGAGGAUUUGUGCAAACUUGAACACGAACGUGACGUUUUCCGCAAAUACAUGCAGCUGGAGACUGAAAAGUUUAGACAAAAGGUUGAGCUUUUUGAACAAGAAAAGAGAAAGGUAGUGGAUACCAAAAUUGCUUCGGAAACAAUGGUGGAUAUUAAUGUUGGUGGUGUCGUAUUUGAGACAUCUAGGCAUACACUUACAAAGCAAGAGAGUUCGUAUCUUAAUGGGUUAUUAAGUGGUCGAUAUGAAAUUGGAAGAGAUAGGCAAGGAAGAAUUUUUAUUGAUCGGGAUUAUGAGCUCUUUAGGAUUAUCCUAAACUUCUUAAGGAAUCCUGCAAGUUUACCCGUGCCUAGAGAUCUAACAGAGAGUUCCAUGAUCUUGAAUGAAGCUGCUUACUACCGUGUCAAAUUCAGUCCAUACCCUCUUGUCUUGUGUUAUGGUGGUCACAAUGGUCAUGAGCAUCUAAAGUCUAUGGAACUGCUUGACCAGGAAACAAAAUGCUGGAGAAAUUGCUCUCCAAUGAGAACUGAGCGUAUCUACUUUGGUAGUGGUGUAUUAAACAACUUUUUAUACGUCUUUGGUGGCCAGAACUUGGAUUACAAGGCACUUUGUGACGUUGAAAUGUACGAUAGACUUCGUGACAGCUGGCAUGCAGCUGCAUCACUAAAACAGCCUAGAAGGAAUAAUGGCGGUAUUUCAUUUGAAAAUAGAUUAUUUUGUGUUGGAGGGUUUGAUGGAAUGAACAUUUUGGAUAGUGUGGAAUCUUAUGAUGUUAGAAUGAAAAAUUGGAUUCCAAUGGCUACACUAAAAGUUCCUAGAUCAUCCGCAAUGGUUACACACCAAAACGGAAGUAUAUAUGCCAUUGGAGGAACUAAUGGCGAGCGUCUAAAGAGUGUAGAGAGAUACGAUUUGAGAAAAAAUGAGUGGGAACUCAUAACAAAUGGGCUUUUGGAAGUACGUAGCGCCGGAUCUGCAUGUAAUUAUCAUAAUGAAGUUUUCAUUGUUGGUGGAAUUGAUAACACACAGAAUAUACACUCGUCAUUUGAGACUUGGGAUUCCAAGAACCAGACAAGCAGUUUCCUAAAGGAUGCCCCUGUGCCAGUUAUGGACGCAGCAAUGGUUUCUACAGAUCUUUCGAUAUUGAUGACUGGCGGACAAAAUACCAGUGUUUUGGAUUCUACAUAUUUUUAUCAACCAGAAACAGAUGUAUGGACUGCAGGUCCACCUCUGAUAAUGCCAAGGUACGGUCACUGCACUACUGUUUUGGACUUUUAG